Molecule: messenger RNA, 4010 nt
Organism: Phycodurus eques (leafy seadragon)
Lineage: Eukaryota; Metazoa; Chordata; Actinopteri; Syngnathiformes; Syngnathidae
Exons: 1
Coding region: 1760-3577 (605 amino acids)
Source: RefSeq, a predicted model, not a curated record
GCUAGACUCAGGACAGAAGUGAGUAUUUGCGAGCAACAGUAUGGUUUCAUGCCUAGAAAGAGUACCACAGAUGAAUUAUUUGCCUUGAGGAUGUUGUUGGAAAAGUACAGAGAAGGUCAGAAGGAGCUACAUUGUGUCUUUGUAGAUCUAGAGAAAGCCUAAGACAGAGUACCCAGAGAGGAACUGUGGUACUGCAUGCGGAAGUCUGGAGUGGCAGAGAAGUAUGUUAGAAUAAUACAGGUACAUGUAUUACAUGUAUACAUGUACGUGGGCAGCAGAACAGCGGUGAGGUGUGCUGUAGGUGUGACAGAAGAAUUUAAGGUGGACGUGGGACUGCAUCAGGGAUCAGCCCUGAGCCCCUUCCAUUUUGCAGUGGUGAUGGAUAGGCUGACAGAUGAGGUUAGACUGGAAUCACCGUGGACCAUGAUGUUUGCAGAUGACAUUGUGAUCUGCAGUGAAAGCAGGGAGCAGCUUGAGGAACAGUUAGAAAAAUGGAGGCAUGCACUGGAAAGAAGAGGAAUGAAAAUUAGCCGAAGUAAGACAGAAUAUAUGUGCAUGAAUGAGAGCAGUGGUGUGGGAAGAGUGAUGCUACAGGGAGAAGAGAUAGCAAGGGUGGAGGACUUUAAAUACUUGGGGUCAACCGUCCGGAGCAAUGGUGAGUGUGGUCAGGAAGUGAAGAAACGGGUCCAAGCAGGUUGGAACGGGUGGAGGAAGGUGUCAGGUGUGUUAUGUGACAGAAGAGUUCUGCUAGGAUGAAGAGCAAAAUUUAUAAAACAGUGGUGAGGCCAGCCAUGAUGUACGGAUUAGAGACAGUGGCACUGAAGUGACAACAGGAAGGAGAGUUGGAGGUGGCGGAAAUUAAGAUGUUGAGGUUCGCUCUCGGACUGGCCAGGUUGGAUAAAAUUAGAAAUGAGCUCAUCAGAGGGACAGCCAAGGUUCGAUGUUUUGGAGACAAAGUUACAGAGAGCAGACUUCGAUGGUUUGGGCACGUCCAGAGGAGAAAUAGUGAGUAUAUUGGUAGAAGGAUGAUGAAGAUGGAGCUGCCAGGCUCGAGAGCUAGAGGAAGACCAAAGAGAAGGUUGAUGGAUGUCGUGAGGGAAGACAUGAUGGCAGUUGGUGUUCGAGAGGAGGAUGCAGGAGAUAGGCUUACAUGGAAAAGGAUGAAGCGCUGUGGCGACCCCUAACGGGACAAGCCGAGAGGAAAAGAAGAAGAAGGAGGAGGUUACGAACGCAAUUAAGUAGUCUGCGCAGCGGAGUAAGAAUACGUCGUCAUGCGGCACAAGGAGGCAGGCUCAGUUACUGCCGUCCUUAUUCUUUUUCAUUUGAUUGUUUUGUAUGUAUGGCCUAUUAGUGUUUCUUCAUACACUUACUUACUGUAAUUGUUACUUUACUACUGCGUAAACACAGGUUAUUACUAGAGUACAGCACUUUCCGACUUGCAUACAAAUUCAGGUUGCACUGCCGGCGUAGGAACAAAACUCUUGUUGUAAACCAAGGACGCCCAGUAAAUUAAAAGAUGCAUGUCCACCCUCACUUAACACAUAAUCCAGAUUGUGACUUCACUUGUGCCAUGCCCUGUUAUAUGUCAUUGUAUUUUCAAUGAUGUGCUAUUGAUAGGCAAUUUAAAUUUCUUUAUCAUUAUGUUUUUGUUGUUGUUGACAGUUAGAAAAUACCACUGGAAUGACCUACAGUAAAUGCUCGUGGCCUAUAAGUGAAUUUUUGCAUCAGAGACAGUGCUCUGACACCUGGCCUCCACAUAAUGCAUGUUUCAUUUGACUCUCCUUUUUCAUCAGUCACAAAUCAUUUUCAUUUUUUUCCAUUCCAUCAUAUCCUGCAGGUAUCAACAUCAUCAUCUGAGGCAAAUCUUUCCAAACCUAAAGAUAAAAAAGAUCCGGAUUUCGAGUGCUUUGCAACAAACAUACUUUUAAUACCUUGUAACACAAACGCACUCUGUGGAAAUAUAGAAUUACCCACUGCCGAUACUUUUUAUCAGAGUAAAACACAAUCUGAGAUCACGAUGAUUAGUGAAACUGGCCCACCACAAACUACAGACAAAGAAGUUCUAGUAUUCCCUGAACAAAGUGAAGGUGAAGGGUUCAGCUCAAUGACCAAAGACUCCGCUCAAGAAAGUGGUGAGGAGGAAAUGAUCACAUCAUCAAACCCCACACCAACUCCACCAGGUUCAGGGUCUUCACAACUGCAAUGCUUACUGUCAGAUCUAGAAGAGAUUAAAAUGACGCAAUAUGAAAAGUUUGGAUCAAAGAUCGUGUGUACACCUUUAUCGCGACCCAAUGACAAAAGCUCUGACGGUGAUAAGAUUCAUGAAUGCAAAGAACGUCAACUUGGGGAUAGAUGUUCCACAGAUAAUGUAAGUAUCAGCAUGCAGCGAGAAGAUACAAACCAGACAAAUGCCACAAUCACAUGGCCUGGACACCUUCAAACAUUUGACCAGGAUGUCACUGAAGAAGUCUCACUUGAUCCCACAACUACACAGUCAACCUUUGGUCGAGAACCUAAUAUCUCACCCACUGAAGACCUGUCAAGUGCAGAAUAUUCAAAAAGAGGUCAUGAUAUUUUGGAGCAGUCACUGAAUUUUACUUCAGAUGUCGCUAAACCAAUCUUCCUCGAAGUUUCUGAGGAGGUGCCAAGUAAUCUGUGUGAGGAAUAUUUUAAAAACGAUGUCGUUCAAGGUCAAGAGCAUGAACCAAAUUUGCUGUUUUAUGAAAGGGAAGACACAACAAGGAAGAGUCGCCGAGAUUUAUGCAAGGAAGUGUCAGACAUGCCGAGUCGAGAAACAGCUAUUUUUGAAAGACGGUUUAGCUUUGAGGAACUGAUACCGUGCUCCACUUCAGCGAAGGUUGAGGGGUCCUCACAUGAGAUUAGUCCGUUGGUGAGUGUACAUCAUCAGGAAACAACCACCUCUGGAACGCAAUCUGAUGAUUCCUCAAAUGAGGUUAAUACAAGAGCGAAUUUGCAACAUUUGGAAGAAUCCUUCACUCCAGUGGACAAUGAUGGACCUGAUUCCCAUCUUAGCUCAGUUAAAACCAACACAGCAAUGACUUUAUUCACCUCUGAUGAGGAGUACACCAUCUUACCUGCCUAUGCAGCAACUUCUUCUACCACAACCACCGUGACCCACAUGCGCCCGGCAUAUGAAGAUGUUGUCUGCAGUGGUGCACAUGGUUCAGCCUCUGAAUAUUCAUAUCCAGAGCCUUACUUUGACUGCAGGCAGGCUGCAUCAGAUUUCUCAGAGACUGAGCUUGAUGAACCAAAGUUCAGAUCUAGCUCAAAUAAAGGUCAUCUUGAGGAUUACCUCAGUCGCCCAGGAGAGAAAGAAACUGUGUAUAGACAGGUGUUGCUGUCUUCUGGAAGUGAAGAUUAUGAGGAUGCUUCUGUUCUUCACGAAGUUGUACCCAUCGAGAGUGAAGUUGUAUUAUUCCGUUCAGAGGCAUCUGCUGAAGAAUUCACCUUGUGUGAACUGCCCAGCUCUAAAAUGAGAGCAUAUGAUGACACACAUUCUCUGACAAGGGUAAGGCUAGAUUUAGUGGAGUGUCCUGGUCUUGCAAGCUUUGCUUAACCAAAUGUUAUAGUUACUUCAUAAAGGACUGACUGCUAAACCUCUGGCUACAUGGAUGCAAUCUUCAUAACCCUCAAUUUUAUUUGGGAUUUCUCAUUUAACCAGUCCUACCUCAGCAUGUAUCAUACUCACGUUAAACCAAAGCCACCGCUUUCAUAAUCACCUGUCAGAUCAUUUAGUAAACAUAUGCAUGUUAUUUUUGUUAUUUUUUAUGAAACUAACAGACUGUUAUGUUGUACUGUCCAGUGUAUGAAAUGAAAAAAAUCUCUGGAAAGGACACCAUACUACUUUGUUUCUUGCUUGCGUUGCUUCCCAAAAUGUAUUCAUUUGGAUAUGUUCUUUCAUUUAAUCGUAAUGGAUUUUGUUCUACUUGGUCAGGAGAUCAACGCAGAGAUUGGCUCAAUGUCUGAAAGUUCUGAUGAUGAAUUUUUGA